AUGCGUUUCUUCACUGCUUCCCUGCUCCUGGCUGCCGCCGCCUUUGUGGCCGCUGAUGAAGGAGACAAGAUCGGAACCAUCCAUACCGACGAGACCUGCACCUCUGAGGGAACCGAUCUCAUUGACGGCAAAUGCACCCCUUCAUCCGCAGGUGAUCCCGAGUGUAACCAAGAGGCCAACAAAGAGGUCAACAAAGAGGCCAACCAAGAGGCCAACAAAGAGGCCAACAAAGAGGUCAACAAAGAGGUCAACAAAGAGGCCAACCAAGAGGCCAACAAAGAGGUCAACAAAGAGGCCAACCAAGAGGCCAACAAAGAGGUCAACAAAGAGGUCAACAAAGAGGCCAACCAAGAGGCCAACAAAGAGGUCAACAAAGAGGUCAACAAGGAGGCCAACAAGGAGGCCAACAAAGAGGUCAAUGGUCAGGUCGACGGUCAGGUUGACGGUCAGGCCAAAGGCAUGUGA
Messenger RNA from Nannizzia gypsea CBS 118893, 465 nucleotides. RefSeq lists its product as hypothetical. The transcript has 3 exons. Bases 1 to 465 code for a protein of 154 amino acids. The record is from RefSeq and is a predicted model, not a curated record. Lineage: Eukaryota; Fungi; Ascomycota; Eurotiomycetes; Onygenales; Arthrodermataceae.